This is a messenger RNA of Pungitius pungitius (ninespine stickleback), 2466 nucleotides long. RefSeq names its product siah E3 ubiquitin protein ligase 1 (gene siah1). Gene Ontology annotation, molecular function: ubiquitin conjugating enzyme binding; zinc ion binding; ubiquitin protein ligase activity. Gene Ontology annotation, cellular component: cytoplasm. NCBI's taxonomy places the organism in Eukaryota, Metazoa, Chordata, Actinopteri, Perciformes, Gasterosteidae. The record is from RefSeq and is a predicted model, not a curated record. Gene Ontology annotation, biological process: proteasome-mediated ubiquitin-dependent protein catabolic process; multicellular organism development. The coding region runs from base 1453 to 2334 and encodes 293 amino acids. The transcript has 5 exons.
GCAUUUUUUCACAGCUUGAAUUAUGCCUGACUUGGUACCAUUUUAAAAACACCUUUUUUCAUGCAUUAAUUCAGCCGUUUAAUGUGAUUUGAAUGUGACUAACUACACCUAUUAUUACAUAGUGAAAUCAAUAUAAAUGAAGAGGAUGUGUAAAAGUGAGGUAUGGUCUCCGUGGGGGCAGCUGGCGUUGCAGCCUCCAGCCAGACGAGGCCUGAAAUACGACACUUGCACAGCCUAUGCGGUGGGAGGGGUGGGGGGGCGGCACUGAGGGAGAAGGCAAGGAGACGGCUGGUUCAGCGCAUGAACGCAGGAAAGUGUUGGGCCGAAAUAAAGACAUGAAAGAUCAUGUAAUGCAGCGUGGCAAAUGUGACGAGGUUGUAUUGAGUCAUGGUCCGUGUGGAGGAGACUGGGUGCGGAGACGUUGAGCUUGUGUGUCUUUUGGUCAGAGCGUCCAGGGAGUGGGGAAGGGUGUGAGGGAGCAUGCUCGAAAUAGACUCAGCCAGCUGUGUCCAGGCAGCAGUGACACCUACCGCACUCCAGGGGACAGAAAAAGCAGAGUGGAAAAAGUCUGCCUGAGCAUUACUUUGGUUUGGGACUUUCCCUCCUUUUUUUUUUUUUUUUUCUCUUCUCCCCCGCAUACUACAGCCCUCUCUUCCACAAGGAAAGCAAGAGAGCAGGGCUUUGUUUUCUAAAGCAGCAAAGGAUUGUUCUUCCAGAAACUCUUUUCCCACCAUUCAAGACUUCUAUUGCUGUGGGAAUUUUGCCUGAAACCGGCAAGUUUGGACAAUGAUUUUGGAAGUGGACGUACCGUUUUUUCCCCCCCCCAGACACUGAAGAUCUCUCACCGGUGAAAGCACGUUACCUACCAUCAGAGACGACCUGCAGUGACUCAGCUAAAACCAUCUGACGUCGUCCUGAUCGCCCUGUGGCGGAUUGGGAGGGGCAGGUUGAACAAACACUGACCAGCUAGCACGUGGUGACCUGCUCGUGUUCGUUCUUCUUUUGGGCUGGUACAUGGACCAGUUCUAUUAUCUCGAGUUUUCUUUUUCUCUUUUAGACUAUUGAGCAUCUCUGCUGAGUCCUCGUCUCGACACGGAGCUUCUUCUUUAACUGCUUUCCCUGGACCUUGAUGAGCUUAUGCUUCCUAAAUGGGACAGAGGGAGGAAGAAAUGUGAUGUUUUGCAGUGAACGCCGGGCAGCAGUGCGGUUUCCUGGAUAAGUCUGCAGAAAUAUGGCAACGAGGGGCCUCCUGAGCGCUCCGCCCCAUAUCUCUGGCUAGUGUGAAAUCCAAGCCAGCUAGCAGAGUGUAGAUUGUGCGUGUGUGUUUCCACAUGCGGCGUGCACAAGUGGAUCUAAAGACAUGUUUUUCUUUCUGGAGUCUUUCAUCCUGUUAAAAGUGGAGUUUGAAAGGCCUCUUCCUGAUGUACCUUCAAUGUAAGCAGAGAGGGCGAAAUGAGGUCACCACAUCACCAAAUGGACGAAGAAAUGAGUCGCCAGACUGCCACCGCGCUGCCCACAGGAACCUCCAAGUGCCCCCCCUCCCAGCGCGUGCCCACCCUGUCAGGCACCACAGCUUCCAACAGUGACCUGGCGAGCCUGUUUGAGUGUCCUGUCUGCUUUGACUAUGUCCUACCCCCCAUCCUGCAGUGCCAGUCCGGACAUCUGGUAUGCUCCAACUGCCGGCCCAAACUCACCUGCUGCCCCACCUGCCGAGGCCCCCUGGGCUCCAUCAGGAACCUCGCCAUGGAAAAGGUGGCCAACUCUGUCCUCUUCCCCUGCAAGUACGCCUCGUCGGGCUGUGAGGUCACCCUGCCCCACACAGACAAGACGGAGCACGAGGAGCUCUGCGAGUUCCGGCCGUACUCCUGCCCGUGCCCCGGCGCCUCCUGCAAGUGGCAGGGCUCCCUGGACGCCGUCAUGCCUCACCUGAUGCACCAGCACAAGUCCAUCACCACGCUGCAGGGGGAGGACAUAGUCUUUCUGGCCACGGACAUCAACCUGCCGGGCGCCGUGGACUGGGUAAUGAUGCAGUCGUGCUUUGGCUUCCACUUCAUGCUGGUGCUGGAGAAGCAGGAGAAGUACGACGGCCACCAGCAGUUCUUUGCCAUCGUGCAGCUCAUCGGGACUCGCAAGCAGGCCGAGAACUUUGCCUACCGGCUGGAGCUCAACGGGCACCGGCGCCGCCUGACCUGGGAGGCCACGCCGCGCUCCAUCCACGAGGGCAUCGCCACCGCCAUCAUGAACAGCGACUGCCUGGUGUUCGACACGUCCAUCGCACAGCUGUUUGCGGAGAACGGCAACCUGGGCAUCAACGUCACCAUCUCCAUGUGCUAAGAGCUUUCAAGAGAAGAAGGAUCCUAAAGUUAGGUUGUCAGGGGGCAUAUAUAUAUUUUUUGUUUUAAAAUGGGUCAAUUUGGUUGUGACCUCGCUGUGCCCCCUAACCCCUUCCCACCCCACCCCCCCCCC